Xiphias gladius (swordfish) is the source of this 1209-nucleotide messenger RNA. Its product is annotated as adenosine receptor A1-like. Gene Ontology annotation, biological process: G protein-coupled receptor signaling pathway. The coding region runs from base 1 to 1209 and encodes 402 amino acids. NCBI's taxonomy places the organism in Eukaryota, Metazoa, Chordata, Actinopteri, Istiophoriformes, Xiphiidae. The record is from RefSeq and is a predicted model, not a curated record. Gene Ontology annotation, cellular component: membrane. The transcript has 2 exons. Gene Ontology annotation, molecular function: G protein-coupled receptor activity.
AUGGAAUUCACAUGGCUGUACUCCCUGUGCCAGUGUAUCCUAUCUGUAUCUGUUAUAGUGGUGAGUGUGAGAUUGUGUAUGGCAGUCAGUGGCAGCCAUACCGCGCACAUAAAGGAGGGAACCCAGGGUGCCGGACCCCAACCCGGGAGCGUCUCAUGCUGUCUUCGACUUUGCCUGGGCUGGGUGGGGGCUAUAGGGGGUGCAGUGGAAGUUCCUGUAACUGUGUUACUCAACCUGCGAACCCCCCAGUGUCUGUACACCUGCAUAACCAUGGUGUGUAGCCCCCUGCUGGUCAGGCAGUUUACCAUGUUCCUGUUCAUGCUGCUUACACUGGACACCCACCUGCAGCAUCACUUAGCAGACAGGUACUCCUCAGUGGUGACCCGUCAGCGAGCUCUUUGUGUGGUCCUGCUGUGCUGGGUGGGAUCUGUCCUGUCUUCCUUUGCGCAGUUCAUCGGCUUGGAUUUCCUCGACACCUGGAGAAGUGGUGGUACGGGCCUCGGGCUGGGUGGCAACUGGACGACCUCUUUACCCAACUUUACCCCUUCCCUGCCCCCUAAGUACCAUCAUGACCGCAAAAUCAUUGGGAAGUACCUUCCUUAUGGAGGCUUCCUGUCCAAAUUUUAUGUGGAGGACAUGCACAACUUCACCUACGCUGAGAUUCACAGCAGCCACUGGGGAGUGUGCGCCCCUGACACUAUUCUCAGUCCCCAGUUUCUAGUCUAUGUUUAUGGGAUGACAGUGUUCGUUCUCCCCUUGCUUUGCCUGCUGGCCAUUUAUCUUGACCUACUAUGCAUGAAGCCCAGGAAGACUCCUUUUAGUCAUGCAAACCCUCCUAAACAUGACUCGUGCCGGGUCCGUUCCCUGGCUCUGUCUCUCUCCCUUUUAGUUCUGUUGUGCCUGCCUGUCCACAUCAUCCAUGCUCUCUUGCUUUUCACCCCUAGCGCCAAUCUUCCUGCCUGGGUUCAUGCAGUUGCCCUGUUUCUCUUCCAGCUGUACAGUCUUGUGCCCCAGAUUCUCUUCACUCCUCCUAGGAAACAAGUGGGGAAAGAGCGGGCAACCUUUCCUCUUUCUCUUCCCAACCUUCCACCUGCAGUAGCCCCGUCCAGAGGAAAAUCUGUCCAUUUGACCCUGUGUGAAGCAGUGCAGGCAGCUCCAUGGUCUUCAGCCAAACACUCCAUUAAAGCCAAAGUAUGCCCAGAGGUCUGA